Molecule: messenger RNA, 7778 nt
Organism: Anolis sagrei ordinatus
Lineage: Eukaryota; Metazoa; Chordata; Lepidosauria; Squamata; Anolidae
Gene: GRIN2B
Product: glutamate ionotropic receptor NMDA type subunit 2B
Biological process (GO): monoatomic ion transport; excitatory postsynaptic potential; long-term synaptic potentiation
Cellular component (GO): NMDA selective glutamate receptor complex; plasma membrane
Molecular function (GO): NMDA glutamate receptor activity
Source: RefSeq, a predicted model, not a curated record
GGUUCCUGGGGCGCGGGGCCGGGCGAUGCGUUGGAAGGAACGUGCCGCUGGCGUCUGGCUCCGGGAGCCGCUGGGGCGCCCUCCUCUCCCCCCUCCUCCUCCUCCUCCUCCUCCUCACGCCUUCUCCCCGCGCCGACCGAGCCUUUCCUCGCUUUUCUCGCCAGGAAGAAGCAGCAGUUGCGGCGCCGCGGGGACCGUCAUGCCUCCUCGCCGGGGAGCCACGCCGACCGACACCGGAGCCCCUUCCCGCCUCUAGAGCGCCCGGAAGACCUCUCUCUCUUUCCCUCUCUCUCCCUCUCUUCUCUCGCCGCCCAGCCAGAUGCAGAUGCCAUCGCUGUCUUCGCUGCAGCGUUAGAACCACCUUGCGCCCCCCCCCCAACACACACCACCACUUCCAGCUUCAAAGGGAAGGAGCAAAUGGAAUGAAUGAUCUCCGUGGAUCCUGCACGUUGCGACCCCCCCGCUUUCCCCCCCCUCUCGCACGGUCUGAUUCAUCUGGGAAGCCAACCUCUCCCUAGCGCUGCCUCGCUCUCUCUCUCUUUCUCUCGAUUUGAAUUUGCACCACGUCAAGACACGAGGACCGCUCCUCGGCAGGGAGAGGUGGUUUCUCCGGGUGUGUGUGCCUCGCCCCCUCCCCGCUGGCUCCCCCGGCCUCGCUCUUCUUAUGUGGAUAUGCCAGCGAGGAGAGGAGACUGGAGACUCCCAACAUGCUCACUCCCUUAACCUGUCCGCCUAGAGGUUCUGCUUCUACAAACCAAGGGAGUGCAAGAGCUGAAGAUGAGGCCCAGAGCAGAGUGCUACUCUUCAAAGUUCUGGCUUAUGCUGGCUGUCUUAGCAACAACAGGUGGUGGGAUCUGGGCCCAAAAGAACCACCCCAGCAUUGGCAUUGCAGUCAUCUUGGUGGGCACCUCUGACGAAGUAGCUAUCACAGAUGCCCACAAGAAAGAUGACUUCCACCACCUCUCUCUCGUGCCUCGCGUGGAACUGGUGGCCAUGAAUGAGACAGAUCCCAAGAGCAUCAUCACCCGCAUCUGUGAUAUCAUGUCUGACCGGAGGGUUCAAGGUGUGGUGUUUGCUGAUGAUACGGACCAGGAAGCCAUUGCCCAGAUCCUGGACUUCAUUUCUGCCCAGACCCUCACACCCAUCCUAGGUAUCCAUGGAGGCUCUUCCAUGAUCAUGGCAGAUAAGGAUGAAUCAUCCAUGUUCUUCCAAUUUGGCCCAUCAAUAGAACAACAGGCUUCUGUCAUGCUCAAUAUCAUGGAAGAAUAUGACUGGUACAUCUUCUCCAUUGUCACUACAUACUUUCCUGGCUAUCAGGACUUUGUCAACAAGGUCCGCAGCACUAUUGAAAACAGCUUUGUGGGCUGGGAGCUAGAAGAAGUACUCUUGUUGGACAUGUCUUUGGAUGAUGGGGACUCAAAGAUCCAGAAUCAGCUCAAGAAACUCCAGAGUCCUGUCAUCCUCCUGUACUGCACUAAGGAAGAAGCUACCUAUAUCUUUGAGGUGGCCAACUCUGUGGGUCUGACUGGGUAUGACUACACAUGGAUUGUGCCCAGUUUGGUAGCUGGAGAUACAGACACGGUGCCCUCUGAAUUCCCCACUGGACUUAUUUCUGUAUCAUACGAUGAAUGGGACUAUGGUCUUCGUGACAGGGUGAAAGAUGGAAUAGCCAUAAUAACCACAGCCGCCUCUGACAUGCUGUCCGAGCACAGCUUCAUUCCUGAGCCUAAGAGUAGUUGCUACAACACACAAGACAAGAGGAUCUACCAAUCCAACAUGUUAAAUAGGUACCUGAUUAAUGUCACCUUUGAAGGAAGGAAUUUGUCUUUCAGUGAAGAUGGCUACCAGAUGCACCCCAAGUUGGUUAUCAUUCUUCUGACAAAGUCAAGGACUUGGGACAGGGUGGGAUGGUGGAAGGACAAGCGCCUUAAGAUGAAGUAUUAUGUGUGGCCACGUUCAGAACUGUACCCUAACUGUGAGGAGCGCGAGGAUGACCAUCUUAGUAUAGUGACUCUAGAAGAAGCUCCAUUUGUCAUAGUGGAAAAUGUGGAUCCGCUAAGUGGUACCUGCAUGAGGAACACUGUCCCGUGCCAGAAACGAAUUGUAUCAGAGAACAAGACAGACGAGGAAACUGCCUACAUUAAAAAAUGUUGCAAAGGAUUUUGUAUCGAUAUUCUUAAGAAAAUCUCAAAGUUUGUGAAGUUCACUUAUGAUCUUUACUUGGUAACAAAUGGUAAACAUGGCAAGAAGGUCAAUGGGACAUGGAACGGAAUGAUAGGCGAGGUGGUUGCCAAACGUGCCUACAUGGCAGUGGGAUCCCUCACCAUAAAUGCAGAGCGAUCGGAAGUUGUUGACUUUUCUGUGCCAUUCAUUGAGACAGGCAUCAGCGUAAUGGUGUCGCGAAGCAAUGGAACUGUCUCACCUUCUGCCUUCUUAGAACCAUUCAGUGCUGACGUGUGGGUGAUGAUGUUUGUAAUGCUGCUUAUAAUCUCUGCGGUGGCUGUCUUUGUCUUUGAAUACUUCAGCCCUGUGGGAUAUAACCGAUGUCUAGCGGAUGGCAGAGAGCCAGGUGGUCCUUCUUUCACCAUUGGUAAAGCAAUCUGGUUGCUGUGGGGUCUGGUGUUCAACAACUCUGUGCCUGUGCAGAAUCCUAAGGGAACAACGAGCAAGAUCAUGGUGUCUGUGUGGGCUUUCUUUGCUGUCAUCUUCCUAGCCAGUUAUACUGCCAAUUUGGCUGCCUUCAUGAUCCAGGAAGAAUAUGUGGACCAGGUGUCUGGACUGAGCGACAAAAAGUUUCAAAAUCCAAAUGCUUUCUCACCUCCUUUUCGUUUUGGGACAGUUCCUAAUGGCAGCACAGAGAGGAAUAUUCGCAACAAUUAUGAACUGAUGCAUGCUUAUAUGGUGAAGUUCAACCAAAGAUCGGUACAAGAUGCAUUGUCCUCACUGAAAACAGGGAAGCUGGAUGCUUUUAUCUAUGAUGCAGCUGUGCUAAACUACAUGGCUGGCAGAGAUGAAGGCUGCAAGCUGGUGACAAUUGGCAGUGGGAAGGUCUUUGCUUCCACGGGGUAUGGCAUUGCUAUCCAGAAGAAUUCAGGCUGGAAACGUCAAGUGGAUCUGGCAAUCCUACAGCUUUUUGGUGAUGGAGAGAUGGAGGAGCUUGAAGCUCUCUGGCUCACUGGGAUUUGCCACAAUGAGAAGAAUGAAGUCAUGAGCAGCCAGCUGGACAUAGAUAACAUGGCUGGAGUCUUCUAUAUGUUGGGGGCAGCCAUGGCUCUCAGUCUUAUCACCUUCAUCGCUGAACAUCUCUUUUAUUGGCAGUUCCGCCACUGCUUCAUGGGUGUCUGCUCUGGCAAGCCUGGUGUGGUUUUCUCCAUCAGCAGGGGUAUUUACAGCUGCAUCCAUGGAGUAGCUAUUGAAGAUCGCCAUUCUUCAAUGAACUCCCCCACUGCCACCAUGAACAAUACCCAUUCUAACAUUUUGCGCCUGCUCCGAACAGCAAAGAACAUGGCAAACCUUUCAGGGGUCAAUGGCUCACCACAAAGUGCCCUGGAUUUCAUUCGCCGUGAAUCAUCUGUCUAUGAUAUCUCAGAGCACCGCCGCAGCUUCACUCACUCUGACUGCAAAUCUUAUAACAACCCACCCUGUGAAGAGAACCUUUUUAGUGAUUACAUUAGUGAAGUAGAAAGGACCUUUGGGAAUUUACAGUUGAAAGAAAGUAAUGUUUACCAAGACCAUUAUCAUCACCACCAUCGCCCCCAUAGCAUAGGCAGUGCCAGCUCCUUAGAUGGACUGUAUGACUGUGAUAAUCCACCUUUCUCUGCCCAGCCUCGGCCCCUCAGUAAGAAGCCAUUAGAUAUUGGUUUGCCACCAUCCAAACAUGGCCCACUAGGUGAUAUUUAUGGCAAGUUGUCUUUCAAGAAUGAUCGGUACAGUGGAGGGGGUCAUGAUGACUUGAUACGUUCAGAUGUCUCAGACAUAUCUACUCAUACAGUGACUUAUGGCAACAUUGAGGGCAAUGCUGCAAAGCGACGAAAACAGCAGUAUAAGGAUAGCUUAAAGAAACGACCCGCUUCAGCUAAGUCACGGAGAGAGUUCGAUGAGAUUGAGUUGGCUUAUCGUCGGCGUCCCCGAUCCCCAGAUCACAAACGCUACUUCAGGGACAAGGAAGGGCUGAGAGAUUUCUAUUUGGACCAGUUCCGGGCUAAGGAGAACUCACCACACUGGGAGCAUGUGGAUCUGACAGAUAUUUAUAAAGAGCGGGGAGAUGACUUCAAACGUGAUACGAUAGGGGGAGCAGGGACAUGCACUAAUCGGACCCACCACAAACAUGGGUCGGGGGAAUUUGGAGCAAACAAUGAGCACAAGCACAGUGUUGUGAGUGGGGUACCAGCACCAUGGGAGAAAAACCUCACAAAUCUUGAUUGGGAGGAACGACCAGGGGCUAAUUAUUGCCGCAGUUGCCCAUCUAAGCUGCACAACUACACUCCAACAGUGGUGGGACAGAACUCCACCCGUCAGCCAUGCAUCCGGUGUGAAGCCUGCAAGAAAGCAGGCAACCUCUAUGACAUCAGUGAGGACAACUCCCUUCAAGAGCUGGAUCAGCCCUCUGCUCCUGUGCCGGUGGCAACCAGCACCUCCACUACCAAGUAUCCUCAGAGCCCUUCCAACUCUGCCUCCAAAGUGCAGAAGAAGAAUCGCAACAAGCUCCGCCGGCAGCACUCCUAUGACACCUUUGUGGAUCUGCAAAAGGAAGAUGCAUCCUUGGCACCCCGUAGUGUGAGCCUGAAAGACAAGGGCCGAUUUUUGGAAGGAAGUCCCUAUGCCCAUAUGUUUGAGAUGCCACCAAACGAGUCCACAUUUGUCAACAACAAGUCCUCAGUGCCCGCUACCAGCCACCACCACCACAACAAUCCUGGCAUUGGUGGUGGUUAUAUGCUCAGCAAGUCGCUCUACCCUGACCGGGUCACUCAAAACCCUUUCAUCCCCACUUUUGGGGAUGACCAGUGCUUGCUCCAUGGCAGCAAAUCCUAUUUCUUCAGGCAGCCUGUGGUGGCAGCAGGGCCCAAGGCCAGGCCAGACUUCCGAGCCAUUGUCACCACCAACAAGCCGGUGGUCUCAGCCCUUCACGGGGCUGUGCCAGCCCGUUUCCAGAAGGACAUCUGUAUAGGGAACCAGUCAAACCCCUGUGUGCCUAACAACAAAAACCCCAGGGCUUUCAAUGGCUCCAGCAACGGGCAUGUUUAUGAGAAACUUUCCAGUAUUGAAUCUGAUGUCUGAGUGAUGGGGAAAAGCAUGGGAGGGGAUGGUACAGGAAAUGCAAAGUGUGGGAGGGGCAGGUGGUGGGUUCAGACCUAGUUCCCAUUUGCUACUCUUCUGCUACUCUUUUUUUCUUCAUGGAAUAUUGGAGGUCUGCUUAGGCAGCACUGAUGAGAAGUGCCACCUCUUUCUUUCCCCAUUCCCUCACCCCUGACUAUCUCUUUUCAUUUCCCCACUCGCAGUUCCAUUCCUGGUCAUCACAUGUCAAAGCUUAGUAGCUUAGCUUGUGUUUUCACAAUUGGAAAUGCAGGGCAUGGAAGAGAUGAGGUCGACAUAUGAACGGGGGCAACGGUCACAGAAUUUCAAGGUUUCUUAGCAUCAGACUGUGAUAGUUGGUACAGAUAUAAGAAUGUGGCAUAAGGUGAAAGGUAGAAGAGAUUAAAUGGGCACAAAGAAGUUGUAAUCUUUGUCUUUUAAAACCGAAUUGAUGGAAUACAAAAUAGUGUGGCAUAGGUGUUAUGCAGUAUAUUCUGAUAGCAUGCAGAGAUCCAUUCAGUUCUUUUAUAACCCUGUGGGUUAAAGGCUAAAAUAUGGGUCAAAGCAUAUAUAAGUGUGUCAACAUGUACUGAAAUCUUAGCAUGUUUAUGAGAAGGAGGGAUGGUUCAACAAAUGCACAGCUGCAGCCAGUAGUCCAGUUGUCAUAAUUUAGUGAGAACUCUCCUGAAAGAUAAAUUGGACUUAUAGAAGUGAAUACCAAUGAGACCAGGUGAAUCCCAGAAAAUGCCUUUGGAAAAUUUAAAAAAUGAGUGCCCAAGGGAGGGGAGAGAGGCAAAUUUUCCCUACUCAUGAACAACUCAUUACUAAUUUUGAAAUCAUGAACUCUCAAAUGUGGGUUGGUUUAUGCACAAGCUUAUAACAUAAACAAUAAUUUUUAGAAACAUCAAUGAUGAAAACAAAAAUAAGAAAAAUAGCAUCACUAAGAUAUUUAGUUGACAAACCCAGCAGAGCAAGCCUUUGCAAUAUAAGGGUAUAUAAAGGGCAAAUAAAAAGAAUAAAAGGGAAAACAGGCUCGAGAACUCAGAAAAGUCUGUUGUUCAGAUAGACUGAAAGUGGGAGAGUGGAAUCAGCCAUCUUUCCUUCCUAUUUCUUAUCACAUAGAGUGAGUUUGUGACUAUAUUGAAAAGGCUUUCUCUGCUGUUGGUGCUGAAGCAUUACUUUGGAGCAGAAAGUGCAAGAAGCUGGUGUUGCUGGUGGAAAUAGGGCCAGCACAACUCAGACAUGUGUAUAUGUAUAUUUAUUGAAUAUAUACUUAUAUUUGAUAAUUAUAGUGUUGUGGAAAUAUAUGGCUUGUCUUCCACAGGGCAAUAGGUGAAGAAACAUCCAAUCCCAUAGGUGUUGUGGUGGGGGCUGGCAAGCAGAGGUAAAAAGCAGGAGGGUAUAAAACAAAGGAAGAGAUCAGGAGGUGCUAUGCUGAACAAGUGGGAUUUUUUUUAUCUAGCAACUUCAGAGUUGUGCUGGCCCUGUUUGCAGCACAUAUAGUAUUGGUAAUCACAGUUUUGCUGCUGCGGAAGACUUCUGUAAAUGCAAGUUAAAACUAUGUACAUGGUAGAAGUGAAAUUGUUUUCAUUUACAGCAGGAACCCUCAGGUAAGGGCAAUGAGUCCACUGUUGCUUCCCAAAUAUGUGGCAAAAUGUCUCACUUUUUCAUGGAUCUGCUCUUCAGCUUUCCUAGCAGGAAAGGAGGGUGACAAGUGCUCUUUUGCUAUAUCUAGUCCAUUGCAGCUGAACUGGAUGCAUGGAGAGGCACAGGCCCUGAACUUUGGAAGCAGCCAGUCUUUUUUCAAGCCACAUUUCCUGCAGUUGUUCCUUCUCUCAUUAUCCUUCUAACCACAGCCCACUUGGCUUCAUCUUAACACCUUUCUUGCAUUUACACCAAAUGAAGGCCUUGCUUUUGGGGUAGAAGGGGUAAGAUUGAACCUGAACAUUUGUGAAAUGGGAAUUCUCCCACUUUUAGAUUUUCUGAGUAAGUUAUGGAAGGGGCAGUGCCCUCUCUAUGGCUGGAAGAGCCGAAUGAUUUGCAGUUCCUCUGCUCCCUCCCCUCUGAAGAAAGCGAUACUUGCCUAGCAAUCUGCAGAACAAAAAAAUGGAAAUGCUGAAUCUUCUGACAAGGGCAGCUGAGAAGGCAUUCAUUUCAUUUGUAAAUAAGGUUUUUUUCUAUUUUGUUUUGUAUAAACUAGUGCUUCUCUUGUGAAUAUUCAGGUUUAGAGAGGAGAGGGGUUUUAGGUUGUGUUUCCCCCCUACAACUUUCAGGCUGGAAGUAGUUUUAUGUGUGCCCAGGCCAUUAAAAUGGUGGAGAAUGAAAAAUUGCAUGCAUUGAAUACCUCUUUCUAACCUGCACCCAUCACAUUUUUUUCUUUCAUGGUCAGAAAAUGGCAUUACAUUAAUUUUAGCCUUGCUAGUGUUUGUGACAAUAGAAGCACACCACCUCCUUUCCUUGAUUAUAAACUAAUUCCAUGUCAUGAA